Messenger RNA from Asparagus officinalis (garden asparagus), 650 nucleotides. RefSeq names its product beta-glucosidase 4-like. The record is from RefSeq and is a predicted model, not a curated record. Bases 1 to 501 code for a protein of 166 amino acids. NCBI's taxonomy places the organism in Eukaryota, Viridiplantae, Streptophyta, Magnoliopsida, Asparagales, Asparagaceae. The transcript has 7 exons. Gene Ontology annotation, molecular function: beta-glucosidase activity. Gene Ontology annotation, biological process: carbohydrate metabolic process.
AUGGCGGCUGAGGUCCAGUAUCCCUACGAGGUCCAUGAUAUUGUUGGAGAUAAAGCUGUUGAGGNGAAGGAGGUCUCUCGCGGCGACUUCCCCGAUGGAUUCGUCUUCGGCGUCGCCACGUCAGCGUAUCAGAUUGAAGGAGCAAGAUCAGAGGAUGGUAGGGGUGACAGCAUCUGGGAUGUUUUUGCUGAAACGAAAGGAAAUAUUAAGGAUGGGAGCAACGGAGACAUUGCAGUUGACCAUUAUCAUCGCUACAAGGAAGAUGUGGAUCUUAUGGCUGAGUUAGGUUUUGAAGCUUAUAGAUUUUCUAUAUCAUGGUCUCGUAUUUUUCCUGAUGGAUUAGGAACCAAAAUUAAUGAGAAAGGGAUUGCCUUCUACAACAGUCUGAUAGAUUUUCUACUGGAAAAAGGUAUCCAGCCUUAUGUUACCCUAUAUCAUUGGGAUCUUCCACAGAACCUGCAUGAAUCAAUGGGAGGAUGGUUAUCUGAGAAAAUUGUGUAAGCUGCCUCAACCACUGACACUGUGAAUGCUUCCUGUCAUUUUCUUUUCAUUUCUAGUACCUCUAUAUUUUAAUGCAAAAUAUACCAAGAAAAUCAUAGUCUUGUUAAUUACAAUUCUGAACAACUGAUCAUUGCAGUAGAGAACUUGUC